Messenger RNA from Arabidopsis arenosa, 1033 nucleotides. NCBI's taxonomy places the organism in Eukaryota, Viridiplantae, Streptophyta, Magnoliopsida, Brassicales, Brassicaceae. The record is from the annotation of a GenBank genome assembly.
UCUUCAUCGGAUUGAGCUAAGAGACGAAGUAGACGAAGAAGAGAUCGUUGAAGAGACUUAUCAAUGGCGGAAGAUCUGGUUCUUGACACGGCCAUCAGAGACUGGGUUUUGAUCCCUCUCUCUGUCGUGAUGGUUCUUAUUGGAAUUCUCCUUUACUUCGUAUCUAAGCUCAUGCGAUCUUCUCCGACUCCAGAUGCGAAGACGGUCAAAGAAGGACAAGUUGUGAUUAGGGCUAGGAAUCUUAAGGCCGGUGCUAAUUUUAUCCCGCCUAAAUCGUUCCGAGCUCGGAGAUUCUACUUCAGCAAUGAGGAAAAUGGAUUGUUACAUGUUCCCAAGGACCAAGCUCAAAAUCCUCAAGCCCAGAUGUUUUCUGAUCCUAACAUGGCCAUGGAUAUGAUGAAGAAAAAUCUGUCAAUGAUUAUACCACAGACGCUCACUUUUGCAUGGGUCAACUUCUUCUUCUCUGGGUUUGUUGCAGCCAAAAUACCAUUUCCGCUCACUCAGAGGUUCAGGUCUAUGUUACAGAAUGGAAUCGACCUGAGCACUGUUGAUGUUAGCUAUGUGAGCAGCCGUUCAUGGUACUUCUUAAACUUGUUUGGAUUAAGAGGCUUAUUCAGUCUCAUUCUUGGAGAUGAAAAUGCAAUUGAUGACACACAACGAAUGAUGCAAAUGGGUGGAUUUGGUUUCGAUGCAUCAAAGAGCCUGAGUGCAGAGAAGGAUGGUCUCGACAUAAUUCAACAUGAAUGGGCUCUACCUCGAUUCGAGCACCGGGCAGAAUCCGUUUUGAAAAAACUUGUGCGGUAAAGACCACUUGUUCAAUCGAAGCUCUUGCUCUUAUCCUUUUAUUUUCUGCUGAUAGCGUAGAUUCUUCUGUGUUUGGUUAACUACAAUUAUCUUCAUAAGUGAUCUCUACUACUUCUUCGGUAACAAUAUUUUCGUAUGAGUUGGUUUAGUCUGUAAUUUAUAUGAUUUGUAGAGGUUUUGGACUUACUUUUGGUUCAGCUUUGGUUAUGUCCGGUUCUCAUGAUUGAUG